Molecule: messenger RNA, 837 nt
Organism: Protopolystoma xenopodis
Lineage: Eukaryota; Metazoa; Platyhelminthes; Monogenea; Polystomatidea; Polystomatidae
Source: the annotation of a GenBank genome assembly
GUACGAUCUGCACUCAACUUCUCUUCUCUCCCAGGCGCCAUCAAGUUACCUCUGCAGCAGCAUUCUCAUAUCUCCGGACCUAGCAACAGCUCUUCUGCUUGCCAGGGCUCGCACUUGACUUUACAUGGACCAUCUUCAUCCAAUUCUAUGCACCCGGUUGGGUUGGGUGUUGGCAUCAAUGGCGGAAGUGUUGCUGGUGGUGGCGGAGCGGGAACAAGUGGAAAUGUUACAGUUGGUGCCCAAGUUUCUUCUGGCGGUAGUUCGGGUACUUCAUUACUCGGGCAACCUCCUCCAGCUAGUUCGGCUACUCCGGUUAUGCUCACUAAUUCAAUUUCUGGAGCAUUCGGAAAUUGUAUGCCUUCAGUCAACCCGUCUAAUGUCAAUUCCGGUCCAUCUAGUCGCCACUUCAGUAUGAAUACAGGCAGCAACAAUAUCAACAAUCAUCCUGGAAAUUCAGGUUCAAGGUCGCGUAAGCUACUUCAUCACCAACAGCAGCAAUCGCAACAGCAGCAACAGCAUCACUCUGGCCAGAGUCAUUUCUCUCAGCAUUUGCCGGUAUCAAGUUCUGUUCAUGUCGGAGCAGCAUCAACUCUCUCCAGUGGAAUGUUAGCUGGUCAUUCGGUUGGUGCAACGACAGGCUCCGGUCAGCUUAUGUUAGGUCUCAAUGCAAGCGGUACACAUGCCAGACCAACUAGCCUGCAAAUGACCGGAUCUACAAAUUCAGGUCUUCCCUCAGCCACUGCCAACGCUCCCUCUGGAUCAGCUGCUGCUGUUGCUGCAGCUGUCACUGCCGCGAGCUUAAUCUCUGCGGAACUCAGAAAGAAACAGUUGGAAUAG